AGGUUGAGCUGAACAUAUUUAUCCACUCCUUCACCUCUAUUCUCAUUUUUCGCUUUGGAGAGUACAUUUUUUCUAUCCACAUCUUCGAACCCGGAUUUGCUGCUAUUGAAAAAGCACGCAGUUACACGCUGUAACUGAUCUCAACCAUUGAUUUUACAUCAGACGAUUUAUAUUAAAUAUACACUGAAACAAUCCUAGCCACUGAUUAUAAUCCAACGGUUGCUGCUGAUGCAGUUAUAGCAGGAAAUCUUUUGCUCUAUUUCACAUAUCCUAACCGUUUUUGUGGAGACCUAUUAACAAAAAAAUAUCAAAUGUCUAUUAUUUUUAAUCAAACUAGCAAACAAAAUUAAAAUCUAAUCAUACAAAAAAAGUAGUUCCAACAUGAAGGUUGAUGGAUUAAAUUCUGAAAUAAAUUAUUUUUCAAGUAUCUCAGAUGUUGUUAUGCAGCCAAGUGCCGACGAAGCCGGCCUCAUGAUCUCACACAAGAAAAUAGAAACGACAAUUUGCAUGACCUCUGCCAAGUAAAACAUAGUAAUCAACCACUUAUAUAUAACACACACAUGAAAAAAUGGUAACAUAUUUCUCCAUUGAGGUAACAUAUUUGAGGAUGGAGCUACCUUCAAACUUGUUAUCUGAUGAGGCAAGUCCAGAGUGGAUGAACAAAGGAGACAACGCAUGGCAAUUAACAGCAGCAACAAUGGUUGGGCUUCAAAGCAUUCCUGGGCUAGUAAUCCUAUACGGAAGCCUAGUAAAGAAAACAUGGGCCAUAAAUUCUGCUUUCAUGGCCUUUUACGCUUUUGCAGCAGUUCUCUUAUGUUGGGUUUCAUGGGCUUACCACAUGUCAUUUGGGGACAAAAUGGUAUUUUUCUUAGGGAAACCAGGAAUAGCAUUGGAUGAAAAGUUUUUAUUAGGAAAAGCAUUUUUGGGAAAUUUUCCUAAUGCUACAAUGGUAUUUUAUCAAGGUGUAUUUGCUGGUAUUACUUUGAUUUUGAUAGCUGGUGCUUUACUUGGAAGAAUGAAUAUUCGUGCAUGGAUGUUGUUUGUGCCACUUUGGGUUACAUUUUCUUACACUGUUGUUGCUUUUAGUAUUUGGUGUCCUGAUGGAUGGUUGGCUAAACGUGGUGUUAUAGAUUUUGCUGGUGGUUAUGUUAUUCAUCUCUCUGCUGGUGUUGCUGGUUUCACUGCAGCUUAUUGGGUUGGCCCUCGAGCAGAGAAGGACAGGGAAACAUUUCCAGCAGCAGCAAACAACAUGAUAAUGGUGCUUGCAGGCGCAGGCCUGCUUUGGAUGGGUUGGAGUGGAUUCAAUGGUGGAGGUCCAUUUGUUGCUAGUACCAUUGCAUCUCUUGCUGUCCUAAACACACACGUCUGUACUGCUGCUAGCAUCGUCGUAUGGAUCACACUCGAUACCUUCUACUUCGGUAAGCCCACCGUGUUUGGCGCCGUACAAGGCAUGAUCACCGGUCUCGUUUGUAUCACACCCGCCGCAGGAGUUGUGCAGGGGUGGGCAGCAAUCUUGAUGGGUUUGAUCUCGGGAAGUAUUCCAUGGUACACAAUGAUGGUACUCCACAACAAAGUUAAUUUCUUAAUGAAAAUUGACGAUCCCAUGGCGGUGUUCCACACCCACGCAAUAGCCGGUGCUCUUGGCGGAAUUCUAACCGGUUUCUUUGCCGUGCCAAAAUUAUGUCGUCUCUUCUACAUGGUGCCUGAUUGGGAAAAAUACAUCGGCCUCGCCUAUGGCCUACAAAAUAGUGGUGCAACUCGAGCGGGUUUGAAACAAAUGUUGAUCCAAGUUGAAGCCAUAGUUUUUGUGAUUUGCUACAAUGUUAUUGUGACUAGUUUGAUUUGCUUGGUUGUGAGAGUCAUGGUACCACUUAGGCUUGAUAGUGAUGCAUUGCAAAUGGGUGAUAGGGUAAUUCAUGGAGAGGAUGCUUUUGCCUUGCAUAGUGAGACAACUAAAUUUGUGAACAUUAAGCGAAAUAAGAUUUAUGAUACACAAGCUUUCUCGUCCAAUUAUGAGUCUAGGUCAUUAGGUGAGGUUCAAAUAGUGUGAAAUCAAUCAAUCACAAAUGUUUAACUUAACUAAAGUCUUAGAAUAAAGGUUGACGGUGAAACACUGACCACAGUGGAAUUAUGUAAUAUAUGAUUUAUAUUAGGGUGAUGUUUGCUUAAUGUUGUAACCCUCAUAUUUUAGCUAGAAUUUGGGAUUAAGACCUAAG
Molecule: messenger RNA, 2216 nt
Organism: Trifolium pratense (red clover)
Lineage: Eukaryota; Viridiplantae; Streptophyta; Magnoliopsida; Fabales; Fabaceae
Product: ammonium transporter 2 member 4
Exons: 3
Coding region: 569-2050 (493 amino acids)
Biological process (GO): ammonium transmembrane transport
Cellular component (GO): plasma membrane
Molecular function (GO): ammonium channel activity
Source: RefSeq, a predicted model, not a curated record